Messenger RNA from Lingula anatina, 729 nucleotides. Its product is annotated as vitelline membrane outer layer protein 1-like. The record is from RefSeq and is a predicted model, not a curated record. NCBI's taxonomy places the organism in Eukaryota, Metazoa, Brachiopoda, Lingulata, Lingulida, Lingulidae.
CAUUUACAAUGACAAACGUUACAAGAGCCUUUGUCCUGCUUACCAUGGUAUUGACAUGCACGGCCUAUGAGAUGUACGCCGUCAACGGAGGCCCUUGGGGAAGUUGGACCAAAUCACAAAGAUGCCCUGGGCUGAAAGUGAAAGGAUUUCAAUUGAGGGUGGAGGCCUCCGUAGGGCGAGGCGAUGAUACAGCUCUUAAUGCGAUUGCUCUUCUCUGCGAGCAUCAUGCAACCAUAAUUCCACACUCUGGAAUCUGGGGAUCGUGGGGGAUGGCAAAGUAUUGUCCCAUCGGAAGUCACGUUGUUGGGUUCCGCCUGAAGGUGGAAGGAAACCAGGGCCGCGGUGAUGACACGGCCGCGAAUGAUCUCGAGUUGAAAUGUAGUAACGGUAAAGUCAUCAGCUCCAGUAAUGGGGGGUCUUGGGGGUCGUGGGGGAUGUGGAGACAGUGUGAUAGGGGCCACUUCAUCUGUGGUCUUAGGGUCAAGUUUGAGGCAAGUGUGGGAAGAGGCGACGACACUGCACUGAACAGCGUGGCCUUCGAAUGCUGUUACAACAACGUGCCCUUGGUGUCUAGAACUACGUAUCAACAUCCCCGUUCUUCUCUAGGCACAGUGGGUGGAAUUUCAUUUUUACGUAGACCAUGAAAAUAGUCCUUAAAAGACUUAUAUUGGGACUGUUACUCGAACGUUUAACUUCCCGAAAGAAACGUUCGUUUCUUUUCAAAGCAUU